Linum tenue is the source of this 255-nucleotide messenger RNA. The record is from the annotation of a GenBank genome assembly. Lineage: Eukaryota; Viridiplantae; Streptophyta; Magnoliopsida; Malpighiales; Linaceae.
UUCGGUUGCAAAAGCAACAGCCGCCACCGAAUCAAUCGAGAGGCACAAAGGAGGCGGCUUGCUGGCGGUGGCAUUAUUUGUUUUAAGCGGACCAGAGCUGCGGAAGGACAUCAACCGCACACAAGGGGAUGGCGAUCAAUCGAGAAACAUAGACCGGCGGUUAUGGAUUGGAGAAGGCUGGAUUUGCGGGGAGAUGGGGAUCGACAAAAUCAAAGGUGGAAGGUUAGUGCAUGGAAUGGAUUCAUGAUGCAUAAG